GGGAAAUUUUUUUAGUUUUCCUGUCGUCACCUCGCCAAUUAAUUUACGCGGACAACUGUUAUCGCUCGUCACCGUCUCUCCCCAUUAAGCUCAGUUUCUCCCUGCAGCCUGCAGCUGAGGUGCAGUAGCCUACGCAUGGGGAAAUGAUGAACAUCAGCAGCAGCAGCAACAGGGGAAGUGGGACUGAGGCCUCCCAUCCAGAUGCUUGGCCCAACAGCCCUGCUCCUCUAAAUAUGAACCACUAUGCCAACAAGAAGAGCGCAGCUGUGAGCAUGCUGGAUGUGGCUCUACUGAUGGCUAACGCCACCCAGCUAAAGGCUGUGCUGGAGCAGGGGCCAAACAACAUCUCCUUUUACACCCCCAUCAUCACCCUAAUCAGCAUCUCCCUCUGUCUGCAGGUCACAGUGGGUGUUCUGCUUAUCUUCAUAGUUCGAUGGAACUUGAAUGAUGAGCAAAAGCAUUGGAGGCUGAACAUCAUGGAAAACUUGGCCACAGGCCUGGUUUUUAUCAUUGUGGUUGUCAACGUCUUCAUCACAGCGUUUGGAGUCCACAGGCCAAAACGCAUUGACUGACUAAGAACACACACAGAGAAGACAGAGGCAGAAAAGUGCUGCAAAUCUCCUGAGAUCAGACACCUGAACUCUCCUCCACAGCCAUACGGUAUAUGUCAUCUUUGAUGUGGCCAUUUUUCCUCUGAUUCAUUAUUAUAUGAAGAACUUGAAAUGGCCUCAAGUGAGUAAGAAAUGCAUCCACCAUUGCACUCAAGUCUUUCAUGAGCAGUCAAGUAAACAGCAUUUAAUUUAGCAUUUGAUUAACUGACUUUCUUCAUUCAACCAGUUUGAUUGUCAUUAUUAAUUAAUGAGGGUUGUCUGUUGCUCCUCAUUGUCAUUGUUAUACCACACCAGAAGAUUUUCCAUCAUCCUUGUUUCCUACUUUGGUGCACUGAAUGAGGGAGCAGUGCCCUCUAGUGCAUUUAUUGAUGUUGUUCAAUCAAUGAGAUAAAUGUUUUAUCGUCAUCUCCAUUUCAUGUUCAACUUGCUCUGGUUGCACACUAAACAGUGUCCGACACAAACACUCUGCUAAUCGCCUUUCUGGUCAUUACUGUGAAUUUUUCUGCUAAUUUAAAAAUACAAUACCAUACAGUAUGUUUGAUUAAUUGUAUGCAUAUUUCUAUGUGUAUCUUUGUC
Thunnus maccoyii (southern bluefin tuna) is the source of this 1187-nucleotide messenger RNA. RefSeq names its product ninjurin-1-like. Lineage: Eukaryota; Metazoa; Chordata; Actinopteri; Scombriformes; Scombridae. The transcript is spliced from 5 exons. Bases 144 to 572 code for a protein of 142 amino acids. Gene Ontology annotation, biological process: tissue regeneration; cell adhesion. The record is from RefSeq and is a predicted model, not a curated record. Gene Ontology annotation, cellular component: membrane.